Emericellopsis atlantica is the source of this 910-nucleotide messenger RNA. RefSeq lists its product as uncharacterized. Lineage: Eukaryota; Fungi; Ascomycota; Sordariomycetes; Hypocreales; Bionectriaceae. The coding region runs from base 296 to 637 and encodes 113 amino acids. The record is from RefSeq and is a predicted model, not a curated record. The transcript has a single exon.
GUGCUGCAAAGCUUGGCGGUCUGUUGGUUUCAUUAAGCGCGUACAAAAUGGCAUCAAUUCAGGUUCAAAUCAGAACAAAAUCUUCCAUCGAACGACCCAUCACCGUACACUCAGCAUUCAUCUGUCAGUCCUAGAACAAACGCUGCGCGUUGUGAAAAGUUGACCAAACUUGAAAACUCGACGUGAUUACCGUGCAGGUACGUGGAUCCGCCGAGGCAUCAAUCACUCCGAUGAACACGUCUAAUGAUCACCGAGCUGUCCCAUCGGCGACUCGUCGUCAAUUAGAAUCGAAGUCAUGUCGAAUUCCAUUGUCUCCAGCAACGCUCUUGCCAGGUUCUACAAUAAUUCAGCCAGUGACACCGAACGCCACACGGCUGCGUUCUGGCAGGCAGUCUUCACCGUGCACUUCCCGGCGCCAAAAUACUUGCUCAUCAUGGCGGCAUCGCCGGAUAACUCCGUAAGAAAGACGGACAGGGUGCUCCAAUAUACUCCGGAAGACCUCGACGAGCCAAACAUCGUCCUGCUCUGGCUGCAAGUCGGGAACGCGCUUGGGUCUGUGAGGGAUGUCGAGGCACAAGUGCUCGACGCGGCGGAGAGACACCUGGUGGCCGAGGCGACUCUCCCAACUUCAAGAUAGGCGAUCUAUGUCAUGGCCGCAAUUGGCCCAACAUUCAGGCUCUGGAGCGUGGAUGGGGUGGGCCAAGGGCUUGAGCCAUUGCACGGAGAUGCGCGGCGAAACGACAAGGCCCAGUACCUCGAUGCCAAAAGCGACGAGGGAUGCCAAGUUUUCUUCCGGAUGCGCGAUCAGAUUAUCGAAGAAUACAGCCCGGCUUUGCAAUGAUAAGGAUGACCAAAAAAGGUGCCUCGGUGCAAGGCAAAAAGAGAAUUCACAUACAACACCGGGUAUUCG